Stegastes partitus (bicolor damselfish) is the source of this 8718-nucleotide messenger RNA. RefSeq names its product trinucleotide repeat containing adaptor 6Ba (gene tnrc6ba). Gene Ontology annotation, cellular component: P-body; nucleoplasm. Gene Ontology annotation, molecular function: nucleic acid binding. The record is from RefSeq and is a predicted model, not a curated record. The transcript has 22 exons. Lineage: Eukaryota; Metazoa; Chordata; Actinopteri; Pomacentridae. Gene Ontology annotation, biological process: positive regulation of nuclear-transcribed mRNA poly(A) tail shortening; miRNA-mediated post-transcriptional gene silencing. The coding region runs from base 342 to 6776 and encodes 2144 amino acids.
CCCAUUGGAGACGCUUCAUGCUGAGCAGCAAAAUGGCCGCCCGUCAACCGACUGACUCCACAGCGCUUUGAAAUUUAAAUUCUUCUGCACAUUAGGGUUUACACUAUUAUAACGUUAGUACUUAUUUACAAACCAGUAGCUUAUUACGCGUGUGUUUUCAUCAUCUGCCACUUACUUGACUAUCCGCUCAGGCGUCGCUGUUCUUGUAGCCUCGACGAAUGCCUCAAAAAGCUAAAAAAAAAAUCGCACUGAAGCACUUUAGCUAAGCUAGCUAGCACGCUAGCUUAUCUUCAUAUGUGAUUCCUGAGAAAAGAGGAGUAUCAGGACAGGAGCAGUAGUUCAUGGAAGACAAGAAAAGGAAAAAAGACGACAAAAGGAAAAGGGAAGCCUCUCAGAAGGUUACAGAGCAAAAAAGCAAAGUGCCAGACUUGACCAAGCCGGCUUCUGCCCAGUCUCCUGCCACUCAGAGCAGCUCUGCCUCCCCCAGCCCUGGACCCACCCCCUCUGCCUCCCCAUCCCCAGCCACCUCAGGCCCUGGCAGUGCUGCCACCCCGUCACAGGGCGGCAACAAUGCCAAGCGCCUGGCAGUGGCCAACGGACAGCCCACCUCCACCACCAGUUCUUCCUCCACCGCUGGCGGCCCCAGUGCUGCUGGAACCGGCAGUACAAGUAGCGGAGGCGGAACUCAGGCGCCUCAGCAGCCACCGCGCUACAUGCCGAGAGAAGUGCCGCCACGAUUCCGCUGCCAGCAGGACCAUAAAGUGCUACUGAAGAGGGGUCAGCCGCCACUGUCCUCCAUGCUGCUGGGAGGGGGGGGAGGAGGGGAUGGCCCCAAUGCAAACAUGGCUGCUGUCUCAGAUUCUGGCCCAACUCCCUCCUCAUUGGCCCUCACCUCAUCAUCAGUUGCUGCUUCUACUACUACUUCUAAUUAUGCAAAUUCCAUGUGGGGGGCAAGCUCAGGCAGCCAGGCCUCCUCUCAGGGCAGGGAGAAGGUGAUUGUUGAUGGCAACGACCUAGAGGAAUGGCCAAGUAUUGCUGGCAGUGAUGGAGGGGGCAGCGGCAACAACGGAAUGCCUGUGAAUAGCAUCAGUGCCUCUGGCAACCGAUCCUCACCCACUUCCUCGUUCUCUUUGCCCAAUGAAUGUAUGCAGUCGUCCAACAGUGUGGCGUGGGGGACGGCUGCCUCCCAGGGUCAUCUUGGAGGAGGUAAUGCAGUAGCUGCAGCUGGGCCUCUGCUACAACAGUCCUCCUUACUUUCCAAAGCCCCCGCUGUGCCAGGGAGCCAUGAUGCCAGUGGCCCCGUUGACGGCAGCAGUGGGAUUACAGGUGCCAAUUUCAGUCCAAAUGCCAACCCUUCGGCCUGGCCUGCCCUGGUGCAGCAGGAUGGCCCCGCUGCUGCAGGGGAAGGAGGUCUGUCUUCUUUCCAUCACCAGGGCCCUGGAGGGUCUGCCAACAACUCUACUUCCCUGGGGCUGGGAGGUGGGGCAGUCGGGGUGCUGGGGGGUCACCCAUCUUUAUCUGUGAAUCAAUCAAGCGCCCAUCAGCACCAACUUCACCAAAUGCAAUCCAGAGACCGAGACAUGGGAGGGGGAAAGUGGGACAGUGAAUCAGCGGGACCAAAAAUUGCAGGGGGGGAAGGGAUUGGGGGAGGAAUGGACCAUGGUGUAGGAGGAGGCGGGAUGAGUGUGGGAGACCACAGCCUUGCCUCCUCAUGGAGAGGCCAGCCUUCUUACCCUGCAGCUAACUCAAAAACGGGUGCCUCAAGGACUGAUGGAUGGGAGGGUGGAGGAGGUGGCACAGGGGGAUUUGGAGCUGCAGAAGGAGAUAAUGGGACCUCGGGUUGGGGAUAUCCAGGUUCCACAAGUGGGGCUAAUGCUUGGGGCAGUGCUGGAAAUGGGGGAAACAGUAGUCAAACCUCCGGGGUAUCUCAGGGAGGGUGGGGGUUAUCAGGAGCAGGAGGGGAAAGAGGGGUUUCUGGUAGUGAUUGGGGUGGAAGCCCUCCUGGUAUUGGUGGACCUAAUCCUGGAGGUGAGGCAAUGGGUGGAGCCUGCAGUAGUAACAGCAGCAGUAGUGGAGGCAGCACAGCGGGCAACCCUCCGGCUGCUUCCUCCUCUUCCUCAACAGCCACCACUACGACUAGAGCCUGGGACAAUCAGAAAGAAGAGGGUGAAUCAGGGGAAUGGGGUGGGGGAAUAGGAGGACAGGGAGCACGGGGAGGAUCUUCAUCCAGUGGUGGAAAUUCGAGAAAUGGGAGCGUGCCUAACAGCAGUCGUCCUCGCCGACCGGCACCUAAUGCUGAAGCUGCCUUACAGAAUCUGCUCAGUAGGUCUGAUUUGGACCCUCGGGUCCUGUCCAACACAGGCUGGGGCCAAACACAAAUCCGACAAAACACAUCCUGGGAUGUUGAGGAAUGUGCAGGACAGAGUAAAGGUGGGUCCUCAUCAGCUACAUCAAAACACCCAUCUUCUCAUGGCGGUCCCACUCAGUAUUCUAGUGGACCUAGGACCCUAAGCACUGAUUCUAUGGGUCCAGGGGUCAGUCCUUCCUUGGUUCCGUCUACUGGGUCAUCUGGAGAGGGCUGGGAGAGCAGCAGUAACAGUAGCAGUAGUGGGGCCUCUUUGUCUGGGAGAGCCCCACCACCUACAGGGCCCAACAUGAGGAAUCUUGGCGUCUCACAAUCUGGGCAAGUGACCACAACCGGACCUGGUAUGGGGUCAGGGAUAAUAUCAGGACCUAGCCAACAGGGCAAGGCUACAGGUUGGGGCGGAGGAGGGAUUGGGGAUGGGGGUGGCCAGGAGGCCAAGGGCUGGGGGAAUGAGGAGUGGAGAGGCAGUAAUAGGGGAGAAAAAGGAGGAGGAUGGGGUGAUCUUGGGCAACAAGGUGACCCUGUGAGUGGAGGCUGGGGAAGAAGUCAGGAGGAGAAAGGGACAGGGGGGUGGAAAGAAAUGGGUGGGAAUGGAGGAGGAAGCGGUUGGGGAUCAGAACAUAAGGUUGGGGCAGGUAAAGAUUGGGGAGAGCAAGAGUCCAAAUCAAAUAGUAGUGGAGGGGGAUGGGGAGAUGAGAGGAAGAAUGGAGGAGGACACUCAGGUGGGGAUUCGGGUGUGGGUGGUUGGGGAAGCUGGGACGACAGUGCUCCCCGGAGAACCUGGGGAGCAGGGGGCACAGGGGGAGGAGGGAGCGGAGGAGGGGGGAUUGGUGUUGUUGGGGGCAUGGGGUCCAAACCCCAUCAAAGUUGGGGUGGAGGAAACAAAAUGCACCAGAUGCCAAACAGCCAGUCGGGCCCCAUCACAGGCCCACAGGCACAACUGCAACAGCAACAAUCACAGCCCCGCAAUCAGCAUCCACAGCUGCAGCAAGCAUUGGACCAAGGGGCUAUGCAAGGGGCUGGAGCGAGGAAACUCAUCUCUCAAGCCCAGAAUCAGAACCAAAGCUCAGGCUGGACCACGGGGCCCAUCCCUGGUGUCUCUGGAGGAGGUGGAAGUGGAUCUGAGCCAAGCGGCUGGGAGGAACCCUCGCCGCAGUCUAUAAGCAGGAAGAAUGAGAUAGACGAUGGAACAUCAGCAUGGGGAGACCCAACCCAUUACAACUACAAGCCGGUCAACCUGUGGGAUAAGAACAGUGGUCCUGCUGGCCAACAGCCACAUGGCCAGAGUCAGGCCCAGCAACAACAACAACAACAACAACAACAGCAGCAGCAGCAGCAACAGCAACAACAACAACAACAGCAACAGCAGCAGCAGCAGCAGCAACCGCAGCAGCAGCAGCAGGGACCUCCAAUACAGCAGCAACCUAGCAGGCAGGCUGCAGGGCCGGGAGGUAACAGAGACUUCAACACUGGCCAUGGACCCGGCAAAGCUUCAGCUAUGGGUCCAUCAGGCUGGGGGGGCACUUCUCCAACUAGUCCUACAGUAGAUAAUGGCACAGCAGCUUGGGGAAAGCCUAAUGAUGCUCCUACUGGCUGGGGAGAACCUGAUGAUGCUGGAGGAAAGACAACAUGCUGGGGAAAUCCUUCUUCAAACUCUAUCAAAUCUGCUUCAAAGUCUAUGCAAGACGGCUGGGGGGACAAAGAGAACUCUGUGGCGGCCUCGCGUCACUCAAGCUGGGAGGAUGAGGAGGAAGGAGGCGGCAUGUGGAACAGCACUGGCUCCCAGGGAAGCAGCUCUUCUUGGGGACAGGGAAGCAAUGGGGGCUGGGGACAGAGCCACACUGGGAAGAAGCCCAGCAACAAGGGUCCGCUGAAGACUGGUGGAGGAGACUCCUGGAUGAGCCCCAUCAACAGACAGUUCUCUAACAUGGGGCUGCUGAACGAUGAUCCCAGUGGCCCAAACAUUGACCUGGCUCCUGGUUCAGUCCAGGAGAAGAAAAUGGAGGCAGAGAAAAGAAGCAUAGGAAUGAAUGAUUACAAUGGAGAUAUGAGGAAGGGAGGAAGAGGAGGAGGAGGAGGGAUGGUCUAUCGUCCUCCUGGCUCCAAAGAAGCAACACCUGGGGAUGCUGGGUCUUACUAUGACAAGACCUUGCCUUUGAUCAAUCAGGAUGGGUGCCUUGGGGAGGAGGGUCCUAGCUCUCUGUACUCACCACCCACUGUCUACAAGCCCCAUUCCCUCUUCAACCACUCUAUCCCCUUUAGACAAGGUGGUCACAGUAUCUUUGGCAGUAGUGGAGGAAUGGCCCAAUCAAGACAUCAGCCAAGUAUCCCACCCAUAAACCAGUCCCAAGGGAUACGAGCGCAAGUGCCUCAUCAGUUCCUGUCACCUCAGGUGCCAGGCUCUGUGCUGAAGCAGAUGCCCCCUCCCAGUGGGAGCGUGGGGGGUGUUGGUGGCGUGGGAGGAGUGGCAGGAGUCGGGGGAGGUGUGUUCCCUCCGCAGCUGUCCCCCCAGCAUAUUGCCAUGCUCAGCAGCAUCUACCCACCUCACAUCCAGUUUCAGCUGGCUUGCCAGCUCCUCCUCCAGCAGCAGCAGCCACAGCAACAGCAACAGCAGCUUCUGCAAAACCAGAGGAAGUUCACACCAAACGUGCGGCAGCAGGCUGACCCUCAACAGCUGGCCAGGAUAAUGGCGGUGCUCCAACAGCAGAGACAGCAACAGCAGGCUGGGGGUUUAGGUGGCAGCUCCAAACUCUCCCCCUCCCACCAUGGUGGAGGUGGCGGAGGGGGACCCAAACUGCCUGGGGCUGAUCCGCUGCCCCACCCAGGCCUGGCAGGAUCUGUGGCUGACCUGCACCAGAAAAAUCUUGGACCAUACUCCGGGUUUGGUUCAGGGGUGAACCUUCCCGGUCUGGACCUGGGUGGCUCUGUGGUGGGCGGGCCUGGAGCCAUGAAGGACCUAGGGAGUCAGCAGUCCCGUUUUAAAUGGAUGAUGGAAGGGCACUGCUCUCCAGAUACUUCCUCACCAGAGAAUGCGUUCCACAAAAAUGGUCCUGUCACCCCCAUAAAGAUGCCAGGAGGCUCACCCUACUCCCAGUACGACAUGAUGGUUGGAGACGGGCUGGGCGACAACUGGCAUCGCACCCCAGGCAACAAGAUGGGCGCCAAGCCUACCAACACACCAAGCUGGCCCCCUGAGUUCCAGCCUGGUGUGCCGUGGAAGGGAAUCGACCGUGUCGAUCCUGAAUCUGACCCUUACAUGACCCCAGGGAGCAUGAUGGGGAACACAGUGUCCCCUGGUCUCAACGAUACAGAGCACCAGUUGUUACAAGACAAUACUGAUUCCACCCCUCCCCUCAACACCUUGCUGCCUUCACCUGGUGCCUGGCCCUACAGUGCCUCAGACAGUCCCCUCAACAACGCACACAACUCAGCAAAGUACACUUACUACAAGGCCAGCUGGCCCCCAGAGCCCAUAGGACACAAGUCUUGGAAAGCCAGCCGUGGCAGCAGCCAGACCCAGUUAUCCCGCCUACCUCCAGGUCUCGCCAGUCAAAAGCAGCCAUCGCCUUCCCCUUGGUCUGGAGGAGCCCCUCGAUUGGCUGGCAGGGGCUGGGGCAGUGGCUCGAGCACCACUGGCUCGACCUGGAGUGAUGGCAGCUCUCGGGAAAGCUGCUGGUUGGUGCUCAGCAACCUCACACCACAGAUUGAUGGCUCCACUCUGAGAACCAUCUGCAUGCAGCACGGUCCCUUGCUGACCUUUCACCUUGGCCUGACCCAGGGCACUGCUCUGAUUCGCUAUGGCUCCAAACAGGAGGCAGCCAAGGCCCAGAGUGCACUCCACAUGUGUGUUCUUGGAAACACCACCAUCUUGGCAGAGUUUGUGAGUGAGGAGGAUGUGGCUCGCUACAUUGCACAUUCCCAGGCAGGAGGAGCAGGGAGCGCAGGAACUACAGCCAGCUCCGCAGGCUCCGGGCCUUCAGCCACCUCCACAGUUGGUUCUAACGGUAGUGGAGGGAGCUGUGACAGAGGUGGAGCAGGAGGCAACAGUGCGGGAGGUGGAGUAGAAGGAGCCUCCACAGGCGGAGGAGCAGGAAACGGAGGAGCCGGGUCCUCCAGCUCCGGGUGGCAAAGUCUGGACAGCACAGGCAGCUCAUCGGACCAGGCUGCCACCCAAGGCCCUGGACUGGGCGUCUUCACCCAGUGGGGCAGCAACGGAUCAGGCGUGGGCGGGGUCGGAGGCGUGGAGCCCGGAAGGCAGGGUCUGUGGGGGGGAAUGGGUGGUAUGAGCGGGGCGGGGUACCCCAGCAGUAGCCUCUGGGGUUCUCCGCCACUUGAGGAUCGUCACCAGAUGGGCAGCCCCGCCUCACUGCUGCCAGGGGACCUGCUGGGCGGGGGGGCCGACUCCAUCUGAGGAGCCGACUGACACACACAUUUUACACCUAUGUCGUAAUACAUAUGUCACACUCAGCUUUUAUUUACACGUAGAGAUUACGUGAAAUAAAGCUACACUGGUCAUCUAACACAGAGACACUCAACAGUCAACACAAGCUACAUGCACACAUUAUUGUCUCACAUUCACAUUAAACCGCUUAACUUUAAAUGAAGACAACAGUAAAACUUGAACCGGAGGAAAAAAGGUGAAAUCCAUUAAACUCUUUAGGACUUAACUGGAUAGCUCUUUGUCUUUUUACUCCAAAUCCCACCAUCUGCAUUCAGAGACCCAGUCACUCAGGCAUGCACUGUAGACAGGCUCAGCCAGAGUCGUACAUGUCAACAAGUUUAGCUAUUGCUGUUUUUAGUGUGCCACUUUUUUUUUUUUUUCUUUUGUAUUACUAUUUAAUGGUCGAAUAUCAAAAUUCAAACUUGCAGACUGAGCCCUCGUAGACCUUGCUGGUGUACUUCUGAGUUCUUUUUGGAAGCUGAGAGUGAGAAGGAUCUGGAGGGAAGGAGUUUGUAGAAAAUUUGGGACAGCGCCACACUACUGAGUCAAAUGGAUGAUCAGCAACGUUGCAGAAAAGGAGUCUUUUUAGUAGGUACCGACACGUCUACCUUGGUGGAAAUAUGCCAUCACUAUGGGACCCAGGGUGAAAAACAAACAAACAAACAAAAAAAAAUCUAAACAAAAACAACAUUAGCCAAACUUGCACUAUAUGCCUCUGGGUUUGUUGUUGACACAUCCUCCACAAAUCCCUCCAUUUUUGAAACAGAGCUACAACACAACAACUCCACAGACCUUACAGGACGAUUAAAUGUUACAACAGCAGUGGCCUUGGCUAACACCCAGCGGCCGUCCACCCCUCCACGUCAACAGCAUCACACCUUCUCAUCAGUUACACACUGCUCUUAUAUUUGACAAGCAAAAUUGUAUCUCCCUGUUGAUGUACGUUGGUUGUUUAUCAUAUUUUUUGUUUUCAACGAAAAGAGAAACGUGUGAAACUAUGUGGAAAUCCAGAGAUGUCCUUUUUUUUUUUUUUUUCCUUUUUUUUUUGCCCUUCAAACACUGACCUCGCUAUUGUAUUUUUUUCUUACUCGAGAAUUCAAGUUGGUUAUUAUAUAUUGUCAUGAUGUAAUGAUGACUAUGAUCACUUAUUUACUCGCUGUACAAGGUGCCCUCCUGCCUGCCUGUGUGUGCAUGAAAGGAGUGUUGACAGUUAUGACCGAAUGGAGGAGGACGUGAUGAAGAUGAUGACAAUGAUAUCGGGAGUGUCUGUGUUAUUGCUACUAUGUUGAAUGUUUUUUGUUUUCUUUUUUUCCUGUCCAUGAGAGAUUCAUGAGAAAUGUUUGUGUGUGUUUGCAUAUGUGUGUGUGUGUCUGUAUGCUUGCUUCUGGACACUUAUCUGCUUCAGUCAGGGAAGUGAAUAGAUGUUAAUCUGACAACUUGCAUUUGAAAGAAAGAAUGUGUGGAUGUAUACACAUGUUUGCGUGCUUGACUGUCUGGAUAUUGUGAUAGCUAAAAAGUUCAAAAACAUUGGCACUAUUGCAUAUGUCUCUUAAGUUGUGUGUUGUUUUUUUAGCAGCAUUUUGUUCCUGUUUGUAUUUUUUUUUUCUGUCAAAUGCAAUAAGAGAAUGAUAUUUUGUUUUUAAGACGAAGCAACCAACUGAAGGCAUUUCUGUUAAAAUGCCACAUCCUACCAUACCAAGCUGAGCUGGAACAGUGUUUUACAGACACGUUAAAGACAUUACCUGUUAUGUUUUACUGUGUUUCUUUUUGUUAUUAUGUAUCAAUUUAAAUUAAGUCAGUCUUUAUUAUCACUCCUGUUCAGGAUGUUUUCAUUUAUUUCAGAUGUUACAAAAAAAAGGAGAGGAAAUUAAUUUAAAGCAGAAAAGAACAAGAUAAUAAAGGUUGAAUUGAA